GGUAGGUUCAGAUUUGAAUAAUAUAUUAUGGUCGGUCUUUUGGAUAAAUUAAGAUACUAAGAUAUAUUUUAGUUCAUGGUUAUUAUCUAUUAUUAUCAAUAAGACAUGUAUUAUCAUUGAUUAUAUAAUAAAUAUUUAUUUUAUUAUAUAACUAAUGAUCACGAACUACUACAUGUAGUAGUUCGUGCUAAUGAUAUCAUCACAGUUUAGAUUAAAGAUUAAACCGAAAGCGCUGAAAGUAAAAGUAUUAAGUUAAGAACAAAGUAACAAACGUACAAAACAAACGUAUAAGUAAUAUUUUAAUCUAUUCCAAACUUCUAAAUCUAAAAUCCAAAUUACAAGGUUUAAUUUAUGUGAUUCAUUUGAAUUAUUUUCUCUUAAUUAUGGGUAGUGAUGGAAUUCUUAAAAAUAAACAUAAACGAAGAAGAGAAUUCAAAAAAUAUAAGCGUAAAGAAUUGGAUCCAAAAAUUUUAAAAACAUUACCCAACGAAAUACAAAAAGACCCUUCAUUGCUGAAAUAUUGGCAUUCUAGGUAUAGGUUAUUUAAAAAAUUUGACCAAGGAAUUAAAUUAGACAAGGAAAGUUGGUAUUCAGUGACACCGGAAGUAAUAAGUCGCAUGAUUGCUAAACGGUGUACAUGUGAUCUGAUAAUUGAUGGAUUUUGUGGUGCUGGUGGCAAUACCAUUCAAUUUGCAUUAACUUGUAAAAAAGUUAUUGCAAUAGAUAUUGAUCCAAAGAAAAUAGAGCUUGCACGAAAUAAUGCUGAAGUUUAUGGUGUAUCAGAUCGCAUAGAAUUUAUUAUUGGAGAUUAUUAUGCUUUGGUUCCUACUUUAAAAGCGGAUGUUGUAUUUUUAUCACCACCAUGGGGCGGCCCCUCAUAUUCCAAAAAAAAAAAAUUUAAUAUUGACGAUAUAAUGCAAAGUUACGGAGGUGGUAAAUACCUUUAUGAAUUAACUCGUCAGAUAACUACAAAUAUUGCAUUCUUUCUCCCAAGGAAUAUUGAAGACAAUCAAUGUAUUUCUUUAGCUGGCCAAGGCAAUUUAGCCGAAAUAGAAAGUAAUUACUUGAACAACAUACUGAACUCAAAAACAUUGUACUAUGGAGAUUUAAUUAAAACUGAUAGUAUUAGUAUUUCAAAUGAAUAAAUAAUAGCUCAAUAUUCUCAAUAUUUAAUUCAUGAAUAAAUUAAGAUUUUAUACCAAUUUUUGUAUCAAUAAUUUUUUCUUUAUUUAUUCAAAUAAUAUAAGAAUAAUGGUUAUAAAUUACAAUACAAUAUAGAUUAAAUAUAAUUAACAAUUUAUACUGUUAUAAAAUAACUUUUAAAAUGAUAUGUAUGUGUUGCGUAAGUGUAUGUGAUACUCUUAAAUUUUAGUUUUAUGACAUUCAUUCCUGUAAGCAUAUUUUAAUUAACAAUACAAAUAGCGUCACAAAAUAAAAAUAAAUGGUUUGUGCUUUAGUUUGA
Molecule: messenger RNA, 1462 nt
Organism: Aphis gossypii (cotton aphid)
Lineage: Eukaryota; Metazoa; Arthropoda; Insecta; Hemiptera; Aphididae
Product: trimethylguanosine synthase-like
Exons: 4
Coding region: 384-1145 (253 amino acids)
Biological process (GO): 7-methylguanosine cap hypermethylation; 7-methylguanosine RNA capping
Cellular component (GO): nucleus
Molecular function (GO): RNA cap trimethylguanosine synthase activity
Source: RefSeq, a predicted model, not a curated record